AUGGAAAUGCUGUUAGGACCACGUCAUUUUGCGAAGGCAUUCAAAGUUUAUCCAACUCACAGUUCCUUGGGAGUAAUACCGAAUUGGCAACGUGCGGAAGAAAUUCUUUUGGAAGAGGAUCGACGGUUUCCCGGUAGAUCCAACCUCAUAUCGCUUCCGCCUUAUGAACGUGUGAUUCAGAUCAGUGCGUACCCACUCCCUCGGCCGGUUGUGAUCUACGGUCCAUUGGCUGCAUUGGCAUGUCGAAAAUUAGUUCAGACCAGUGGAACAUUCGGCGCGGCUCGCUUUGAGGUACCCCCAGUCAACGCGGCGGCUGCGACCGCGACAGCAACAGCAAAUGCACCUGCUGGCCCGGGUGCAUCGAGUGAAACAGCUAGGACAGAUGAGGUGACCACCGGCGUGAUUCGAUUGAGCGCAAUCAAGCGUGCUAUGUCUGAACAUGGAUCGCACUGUCUGCUGGAUCUGAACUUGACAGCGGUCAGUCGAUUGAUUCUACUCGGUAUUCCACCAAUUGUGAUCUUAAUCAGUCCAACAUCACGGGAACAAUUGCGAGCCGUGUUGGAACAAUAUUGGGAUUUGGACAAAACCUCGCCAGCUCUGCUCCGCCCCCGAAAACCGUUACGUAAACGAGCAGAGGUGAAGGAGUUGGCCGAAAAGUUGUGGAAAGAUGUUAUGCAUUUGCGUCAUUUCAAGUCGCAUCUGUUGACCGACACGGCACCACUGAUUCCGGCCAAUGGACAAUCCCAAACAUUCUCUGAGGUGGACUGGUUACAAAAUUUGAUAGCUGUGAUCAUGCAUCAGCAAAAUCAACCGGUGUGGAUUGGUGAAGAAACUCAACUAGCUCAAGAUUUACUCGAAAAAGCAGCCAAACAAGAAGAGCCUGAUCAAGCAGCAUUCAAGGAACCUCCGAUGAAAGACGGGACCGCUGAGAAACCCAGUGGACCUUCUCCAUCACUUAGCAACGAGUUGGAACAAAUAAACAGGCUUACUACGCAGUUAACCUUAUUAAACGAACAGAAUAACGAGGCUAUGCGGGACACUUCAAAACCUGCUCCAGACGCACGCCGGAACGAAUCGAUUCCAGCGAGACCGGUUGCAGGUAUACGGUCGGAAAAACAUACUCCACCGGGGACAAUGCGUCAGAUUCCUAUUGGCAAAAAUUUCACAGACAGAUGGCCCCCAAGUCCGCAGUUUCGCCCACCACCAACGGUAGACCCAGAUGAAACAGAUGCCAGUUGGGCCAGUGAUCUGCCACAACCGCCGGACGAGGUGACAAUAACCAGUCCAAGAUCGAACACAGAAAACAAACCGGGAAUGGACAAAACGGACUCGACAAUUUUUAAUGCUCCCGGAUCCUCGGAUAAGAUUGUCAUUCAAAGGAUGCCAACCAAUUUUUUACUCGAUGCUUUUGGUAUAUGUGUUCACGCGACCAUGGACGAUUCACCACUAUCAACGCACCGCACUAUCACUAUUGAGGAAGUGGCUGAUGCGGCCACAUUGACAAGUCCACGAGGUGCGGAAAUGCACAUGUCGGGGUGCCCUUCUGGUUGGAACACAAGUCGUGUAGUUUGCACGUCACGUUCAUCAACUUUGGAGAGAACAAACACCUUGGAUCUGGGCAGUCUGGAGGAGCGUCAUUCAACUGUCUCCUCAGUUCCGUUUACCGCAUCUAAAUCUAUUCUGGCCGAAUGUGCUGGAGAAUUCGGACAAGAUGGUGGUGCACUGGAACUACCAGAGCAUCAAGUCAGACUGUUCAUUCCACCAGGAGCGCUUCCGAUACAUCCGCCAACACGGCGUCUAUUUCUCCGCGUCUAUGCCAGUGAUCCAAACCGGGGGCCUCAAUUACCCAACCAAUCACCUGCACUAAGUCAGCGUCUGGUCAGUCCACUUGUUAUGUGCGGACCACGGGGACUGCGUUUCCGCAUCCCCGUUGAGUUGACGGUGCCGCGCUACCACGUAGAAUCGGAUUUUGACUCGGAGUCCGACGUAUCACAACGCAGCCGAUCCGGACACACGCCUCGAAUCACAUUGCUACACACGUCCUCAUUCUCUACCUCGACAUCAGCAGACGAGGACUAUUCAUCAGCGGAACAACCGAAGACGGACAUGAGCAAGACACACUAUGCGACAUGGCAUGAAAUUCCCCUCGUACAGCCAAAUCAACUGCCCGUACCUACGGGUGAUGGCGGAAUUAAAUCAGUUAUUCGGAAUUCGACUAUAUGCAUCUCCAUUGACCAUUUCUAA
Messenger RNA from Echinostoma caproni, 2244 nucleotides. The record is from the annotation of a GenBank genome assembly. Lineage: Eukaryota; Metazoa; Platyhelminthes; Trematoda; Plagiorchiida; Echinostomatidae.